This is a messenger RNA of Brassica napus (rape), 483 nucleotides long. RefSeq lists its product as uncharacterized. Lineage: Eukaryota; Viridiplantae; Streptophyta; Magnoliopsida; Brassicales; Brassicaceae. Bases 1 to 483 code for a protein of 160 amino acids. Gene Ontology annotation, molecular function: zinc ion binding. The transcript is spliced from 2 exons. The record is from RefSeq and is a predicted model, not a curated record.
AUGACGAGUAAUAUGGCCACAGUUAAGGGAAGCAAAAUUCACUCUGUCUCGAGUUGGUGCACUUCUAUUGUGGGGAAGUUUGAAGCAAAGGAUCAAGUUAUGCUCAAUGAGAAGAAAUGUUCGUGCAAGUAUUUUGAGAAUAUUAAAAUUCCGUGCGGCCAUGCUAUGAUUGCAGCAGAUGGAAUAGGGCUGCCGCAUAUAACUUUGGUUGGUCAUUGUUACAAGACAACAACAUGGAGAGACACAUAUGCUGGUGCGAUAUACCCUGAAGGUAAUCCCCGAGACGUGGACAUUCCAGAGGAUGUGAGAGAGUGUUCUUUGCUACCCCCUUUGACAAAGAGACCAGCAGGACGCCGUAGGAAAAACCGGAUUCCUUCUACUGGAGAAUUCCCGGUACCUAAGAAGAAGAAACUAGUUCCAAACAAGUGUGGAAGGUGCAGGUGUGAAGGACACAACAGGACAAACUGCACUAACCCCAUAUAG